AUGGAAAUCAAGACAAGGGAAAGACUCUUUCGCUCGAGAAGCAAAGGUGCAGGGACUGAAGAAAUUUUUAAGAGAGGACAAACGGUCGUAGAUUUGGGAUAUGCGCCUGGAAGUUGGUCUCAGGUAGCAGUCGAGCGCACGAAACCCGGCGGACGCAUAAUCGGCAUCGACAUAAUUCCCGCGCAACCGCCGAAGGGCGUAUCCACGAUCCAAGGAAACUUUCUCUCGCCCUCCGUACAAGACUCAGUCAAGCAAUUCCUGCUGGACCCGGACCGCGGGCGACCACGCAAACCUCUAUUCGCCGACGACGACGAUGAGAUCGAGCCCGAACCCAGCUACAUUGAACUCGAGCGACACGCGGACGAUGCGCCGGAUCCGGAUGCUGCCGGGAGGAAAGGAAGCAGGGCUCGAGAUGAGCAGGAACAGGGCAAGAUGGUCGAUGUCGUGCUAAGUGAUAUGUGCGCACCCUGGGAGCAGACGUCGGGUUUUUGGAAGAGAAGUCUGAGUGACCCUUAUAUUAGGAUGAUGAAUACGACCGGCAUAAAGUUUUCGGAUCAUGCGGGUAGUAUGGAUCUUUGCGCAGCGGCUCUACGAUUUGCUUUCGACACACUGAAGCCUGGGGGGCAUCUCGUUUGCAAAUUUUAUCAGGGGGCUGAGGAUAAACAGCUGGAGUUACAGCUUAAGAAAUUGUUUGCGGUGGUGCAUAGAGAAAAGCCCGAGUCAUCUAGAAGUGAAUCGAAGGAAGCAUACUUUGUAGCUCUUAGGCGGAAGAGGCAAGUUGAUGGUGCAGUUUUAGGCUAUGCCGAUGCUGUAUGA
This is a messenger RNA of Sclerotinia borealis F-4128, 816 nucleotides long. Lineage: Eukaryota; Fungi; Ascomycota; Leotiomycetes; Helotiales; Sclerotiniaceae. The record is from the annotation of a GenBank genome assembly.